GCCGCAUCGCCCCGCCCCGCUUUUAUCUUUCCCAAUAAAAAAGCAAAGAGGCGCCCUGCGUACUAGGAUUAGUAGAAACGCUACCUAGUAGUGAGAUCGCGUGCUCUUUGACCGAACUCUUCAUGGCAAAUUCGGAGUUGUCCCCGCCGCCUUCCCCGGCUAAAGGGGAGCGCCUUCCCGCAGGUAAGGAGGCGGGUUGUCUGAGAAAAGUCAAAGCUGGAAGCAUGGAAGUUUCUAAGAAGCUAGAAAAUGCACCAGUUGAAAGAAGUUCUAAAUUCGCUGGAAAAGAGAAAACUAGUUCUGCUCCAGUCAAAAAAGUACAGAGCGUGAGUAUCUUACUAACAGACACCUUUCAGAAAUUGAAGCAUACAUUUCCAGCCACCGCAGCACAAGGAGCAUAUGAGAAGCCACGACCUACUCUGGAAAAAAUUGUAUUGCCCAAACGAAUGUGCAUUAUUCAGCAGCCACGGAAAUGUUAAACAUGUAGAAUAAAAUAUUCAUAUAUUUGACAGACUUGCACUUAACAAAAACACCAGUUAGCUACCGUGUUUCCCUGAAAAUAAGACCCAGUCUUAUUUUUUUUUUAACCCUAAAAUAAGCGCUUGGCCUUAUUUUAGGGGAGGUCUUAUUAUUUUGGGCCGCGUGGAGCAAGAUGGGGCUUCUCCUGCCGUCUUUCCCGAUUUCCAGUUCUGCAUUUAAAUAUUUUUGGGGAGGGCUUAUUUUCAGGGGGAGGCUUAUCUUAGUGCAUGCGCUCAAAAAGGCCAAUUGGGUUUAGGGGAUGUCUUAUUUUCGGGAAAACAGGGUAGGCAAGCAGUAAAUAGACCAAAUCACUCAGGCAUUUUGUUUUUUUCACAAUAAAAACUGUGUAUAUUCCAUUGUUGUUGUUUUUUCUUGAAAUGAUGAAGAUUUUCAUUUUUGUUUUAGCAUAAUUUCUUAGUGACCACAAACCCUUAUUUUCCUAUUUUCUACUAUGUUAUUAUAGCAAUUACAGCUUGGAAUAGAGAAGCACUUUUCUGAAACUGUAUCUGCUAGAGUGGCAGAAAUGUUCUAGCCUCAUUAUGUGUCUUUUUAAAAAAAGCAAACAAAACCAUUGAGAAUGGGGAUAUAUAGAGAAAACAGAUGACAGAACAUUCAUAACUUCUGUAUUUAAAGUUAGAUACCAAUUGUUGUUAAUACACUAGUUGUUUCCUGAUAAUGGUAUCGGUGCGCUGAGGAUAAGAAGCAUAAAUAGGGACACUUUGUUUCUCAGGAUACCAUUAGGUUAGUUUGGACCAGGGGUGAGUUCUACUUACCUUUACUACCGGUUCACAAUGGGACUGCACGCGCAUGCGCAAAUCGUCCAUGAUGACAUCCGGGCAGGUGGACGGAGCCUCCUGCCGCUUUUACUACUGGUUCGCAGGAACCGAACUGAACUGGGAGCAACCCACCACUGCUUUGGAGAGAGAAAAAGAAAGUUAUUACCGGUAGUUUCUAUAAUGAGUCUAUUACCAGCACAUGAAAAAUUAAUUCUUUCACACACAAAAUAAAUAAUUUGACUUACUCCUUAGAAUCUAGGCUUAGUAUAAUAAGUAUAGUAUUGUGAUAGUAUAGGCUACAUCAAGGAGCAUGCAUCUUUAAUGGCCAUGAUUUCUAUUCUGAAGAGUUCAGGUUCAUAAAAGUUAUAUUCUGGGGCAACCAGCAACAGUGCCAUAGAAUAACAGCCAAAAAAAUGGAUAAAGUUUGUAGAAAAAUAGGUGACACCAGAUAAAAUAUUUAAGUUCUGCUGUUUGGAUACCUCUGAAUGUUAGUGCUUAGACUGAUUAACAAUGAUUGUAUAUAAUGUAGCUUUUAGAAACCUUCAAGUAAAACCAACUCUAUCCCAUUUAUAUCUUCCUUUUUCCUCCAGGAACUCAGAGACUAUGUAUGUGGUUCUUCAUUCUCCAAUAUUAUUGACCCACAACCUUGCGAGGCUGAGGGUUUCAUGCCUGAGUGAGAAUUUGAAUGUAAUCCAACAAGCAUAAGCAAUAAUUCCUCACUGAGUAGGAAGUCAGCUUAAAUGUAAGUGAACCUAGCUAAAAAAUGUCUUUGCCUGCUGAUGGAAGAGUAGCAGAGAUGACGCUAACCUACUUUCCAUUUCUACAGAAUCCUAUCCCCUUAUGACUCAAGGCCUAUGGGAUACAUGUUUGACAGUAUUUGUUUGAAAAUGCAGAAAACAGAUAAGAUAUAAAUAGCAAAGAGCAGAACAACACACAGUAAGAAACAUUGAAAGAGGUGGGAAAACCUACACGAUAUGGAACAGGGUAUAAAUAUAUAGCUACUUUUAAUGAAAAAUAUAAACUUUACAUUUCUGCCCAGAAAGAUAUUUCUGCUAAUAAAGGAGAAUAUUCGUAACUCAGGGUUGACAUGAGGGGUCCUUAUUGCUGUCUGAACUUGGUGGUUUACUUGCAGAUUAGCAGUAGUACUGAUGAUGUUACCUAGUUUGGGUAAUAAAAUGUCUGCAAGAAAUCAAAAUCAAAAUCAAAAUAAUAAAUAAAAUAAAAACCAGCAAGCUCAGAGAGCACCAAAGACAUUUAAGACAUUGAGAGUAUAAAACAUCCUUAAUGAUAAUACAACUCAACACUCUACUGUUGUAUUAAUUCUCCCAAAUGGUGCUAAUCCAAAUAAAGGUGUGCAGUUGUCAGUCUUGUAAAAAUGGGUCAGCAGGUUUCAAUAAGAUCCUCAUAAAUCUUCCAAACUGCAUUUGUUGAUUUUUUAAAAUAAAAUGUGUCUUCCAAAAUUGGCUUCUAUGUCAUUAAGAAUAGGUAUCAGCUAUUGUGAUGCCAUUGUUUUUUCAAACAGAAUAUUAGAAGUUAAAUAGAACAAACAUUAAGAACUCCAGACUGGUGCUUAGGAAAGGCUUAAGUGCCUAAAACUUUCUACGUAUAAUUUGUAAUAGCUCACUGGCUUUUUUUGCCUUUAAGGAUUUGGAAGAGGUUACUUUAACCUUGAAAAAAAACAGAGUAGAGAAAUAAAAAAGGACUCUUUUUUAAAGUUGUUUGUAUUUUUCAGGAGCACAAACAUGUAGAGAGAGAAAAGGGAAUAAGGAGAAAGUUAUUUUAUUUUUUAUCUUGCAACUCUUGCUCUUUUGCAUGAUGAGCAUGUCUUCUGAGUAGUCAGACAGAAAUGGAGAAUCUAGAAUCUAGGCUAGAAUGGAUUCUGCAGAAGUUCAGUUUGAUAAAUGAAAACAUGUUAUUAGCUUAGAAAUGAAUGCAGUGGUUUUCAGUAAUUCUACAAAUAGCACUUUUUGCAUGAUCUCAUCUGUUGAAAAACUCCCAGCUUUCUGCUGGGAAAUCUCAGCACAUUGCACAAAAUUCACAUUUUCUAGAAUGCAAUUGGAAUUUGUACUGGAAGUAUUUUGCGUCAUGAAAUGAGUGAUAUGCAACAUCAAGAAAUAGGAUUUCCACUGUCCUAAAAACAGGCAUCAAUAAAGCACGUUGGGUUUAACACGGCAACCACUUAAAUUCUCUUAUCUAAAUUCUGUCCAUUAAUGUGCUUUCAGGAGUAUCCAGCACCAUUUCCAACCCAAACCAGAGUCUUGUUUUUAAGCUUUCGAAAAUGUUUGACUGAAAAUCUCAUUUAAAUUAAACUUUUGUCCUAACAGCCUGCUUUCGCUUGUACAGGUAGUCCUCGACUUACGACCACAAUUGAGCCCAAUAUUUCUGUUGUUAAGACAUUUGAUAAGUGAAUUUUGCCCCAUUUUAUGACCUUUCUUGCCACAGUUGUUAAGUGACUCGUUGCAGUUGAUAAGUUAGUAACCGGUUGUUAAGUAAAGUUGGCCUUCCCAUUGACUUUGCUUGUUAGAAGGUCGCAAAAAGGGAUCACAUGACCCAGGAUGCUGCAACUGUCAUAAAUAUGAGCCAGUUGACAAAUGCCUGAAUUUCGAUCCCGUGACCAUGGGGAUGCUGCAAUGGUCCUAAAUGUGAAAAAUGGUCGUAAGUCACAUUUUUCAGUGCCAUUGUAACUUUGAACGGUCACUAAAUGAACUGUUGUAAGUCAAGGCCUACCUAUACUUAGCACCUUUCUGAUUGUUCUAUAAUUCUGCACAACUCCACAAUCCCAAUAUAGUUAGAUAUUAUUUACUCCAACAAUGGGUGUGUUUGCAUAUUUUAUGAUUGUUGCAUUUGUAAUCUGGCUUUCCAAUUAUUGCCAAAUGACAACUGCCAGCUGCCCCACCCACAACAACCAUUGCCAUAGUGAGUUAAGCUUUUGGGAAUCAUAGUUUGGCUUAUUUGGACGACAGAGAAUUUCCAUUUCUCUUCAAUUUACUUUGGUACACAGUAAUGAUUUACUGUACCAUGGAACAGUUUUAAAAAAUUAAGAAAAGCAGAUUGUUGUAGAAAUAGGCAACUUGUAGAUCUCCAGAUAUGCUGAAACACAGCCUCCAGCUAUGCCUCUCAUUGGUUAUAAGGCUUUAAUUGCUGGUGUUGCACUUCAAUAAUAUCUAUAGGUCAGCAGAUGACUCAUUUCUACAUUAUAGUCAUAUGAACUAGAUGGUAUUUCACAUUCAGAAAGUCAUCUAGAGCCUGAAAUGUUACUGUAUUUAGAUAUUUAGUCACAUUCUUUGAAUUAUCCAAUCAACAACAUUCCAUAACUAUCUCACAGAAUUAAGUUCUUCAGAAUAUAAACAUAUAAUGGAUAACAAAUGAAUGCAGUAACUUUUGAACUUUAUCCCAACAGUGAAAAUGAAUCAAAAUUAUUUAAAAUAGCUCUUUUUUUCCUGAGUAUAUUUUCAGGGUACUCUUUUUAUAUAAGAAUGUUUCACUAUUCUAAUCGUUUCUUCCAAGCCUUUAUUUUUACUGAGCCAAAAUACAUCAUUUUGGACAUUAUUCACCCAAUAUUUUAAUCAGAUUAGUUAUCACUUUGCAAUAUUUUUGUUUUAUUUUGAUGUGGCAUUAUUCAAUAUUAGUUGUCUGCUCUAGAUUUUAUUUUAUUUUGUUGCCACCAGAUGGCAGUAGAUGCCUACAAAAUAUAUAUAUUUUUCCCACUCUUGACACUUCUGUUUAUUUUGUAAAUAAAACAUGACGGCAAGAAUUAAGAAAAUUUUAUAUUUCAUAAUAUAUUGAACUUUGCAUUCAUCUCUCUCCCUUCCUCUCUGAGUGAGUGCAUGUAUAAAUAAUUAAAAUUGGGCCAUGAUACACUGAACAGCUUUAAAAACAUAAGUAUGCUUAAGUCUCUUGGAAAUCAGAGUUAUUCUGUGGUAAGAUGGGCGGCCAAUAAAUUUAAUAAAUAAAUAAUAAAUAACUCACUUAAUUCCUUUAUCACUUUUAUAUGCUAAUAUCUCUGUUUUAGGAAAAAAGUUAAACAAAAUGAACUUUGUAAAAACUGAUGAAUUUUAGGUGAUUUUGCCUUUAUGUCAUUUUAAAAUGAUAUGGCAGCCUUCCAAACAAAAGGCUGCAAUUAUAUAUGUAUGUAAAAUGGAUACAGUAGAAUUAUACCCAUGUCCGUAUGUGGGUGUAAUUCCACUAUAUUGUACCGCAUAUGUUUAUUUCUCAAAUGGAUAUUUCAGUGUAUAAUAUUUGUAUAUUGAUAUAACAUUUGUAAGUUGCUAUACUUUUAUAAAGUUUAAAUUGUACUGAUUUUAUUAUACAUAUUUUAUGACUGGAAAUGUUUUCAUUAUAGUAAAUCCAUUUGGUUUUAAAAAGUAGCACUGUGUAUAACUUCAUGAAAUAAAUAACAUUCUGGCUUCA
Molecule: messenger RNA, 5705 nt
Organism: Ahaetulla prasina
Lineage: Eukaryota; Metazoa; Chordata; Lepidosauria; Squamata; Colubridae
Gene: DAPL1
Product: death associated protein like 1
Exons: 4
Coding region: 123-479 (118 amino acids)
Biological process (GO): negative regulation of autophagy; cellular response to amino acid starvation; apoptotic signaling pathway
Molecular function (GO): death domain binding
Source: RefSeq, a predicted model, not a curated record